AUGGCCAAGGAGAGCGCCCGGCCCCCUCUCGCCCCUCCCGCCCCAGGGCCUUCCGGGCGCCUGUACCUGAGAGCAGAGAAGGUGCGUCUUGCCGCCCCCCUGUACCUUCUUCUGGCUGGACUACUGGCCCUUUCUCAAGGUCAGCUGCACCCUGAUGGUGAGGGUUCCGCCAACAGCUCCUGCCAGGAGGCUCUAGGUACAGGUGAGGGUUCCCCCAGCCUCAAGAUCGCUCCUGGAAAUACCAACUUUGCCUUUCGCCUCUACCAUCUGAUUGCUUCCCAAACCCCUGGCAAGAACAUCUUCUCCCCGGUGAGCAUCUCCACCACCUUGGCCAUGCUUUCUCUGGGAGCCCGCUCACACAGCCAGAACCAGAUCCUCAGGGGCCUAGGGGUCAACCUCACAGAGAUGUCGGAGGCCGAUAUCCACCACGGCUUCCAACACCUUCUACACACUCUCAACCUCCCCGGGAACAGGCUGGAUAUACACAUGGGAAGUGCCCUGUUUCUGAGCCAGGGUCUCCCCUUUCUUCCGAGAUUCCUUAACGACACCCUGGCUUUAUACGAGUCCCGAUUUUUCCCCACUAACUUCUAAGACACUGAGAGUGCAACCCGGCUUAUCAACGAUCAUGUCAGUAAGGAAACGAGGGGGACGAUUGGGAAUCUGGUCAGUGGGCUCAGCUCGGAUAUCAUGAUGGUGCUGGUGAAUGACAUUUACUCCAAAGCUCUGUGGGAAAAACCAUUCAGACACGCAGCAACCACCCUCCAAAACUUCUACAUUGAUGAGAAGGCAACGGUCCAGGUACCCAUGAUGCUGCAGGAUAAUGAGCACUGGUACCUUCAUUAGAUGAACUACGAGGGAGAUUGAAUGGUGCUUUUCAUUCUUCCUAACCAAGGCAAAAUGAAGCAGGUGGAAGACCUUUUGACUCCAGAGAUGCUGAUAAGAUGGAACAACUUACUCCAGAAAAGCUAAUCAUUGUCCUAUUUCUACAGGAAGCUAGAGUUGCAUUUCCCCAAGUUCUCCAUCUCUGCCUCCUAUGAAUUAGAUCAGAUCUUGCCCAAGCUGGGCCUCACUGACCUCUUCUCACAGAGGGCCAACUUGUCGGGCAUCAGCCAACACCUGAACCUACAGGCAUCCAAAAGUUUCCACAGAGCCACCCUGGAUGUGGAUGAGGCUGGCACCCAGGCUGCAGCGGCCUCGACCUUCUGCAGCAUAUUCCUGUCUGCCCAGAAUAAUCCCCGAAUCAUUUGCUUCAACCGGCCCUUCCUUGUGGUGUUAAUCUCCACCAGCACCCAGAGCUUCCUUUUUAUGGGCAAGAUUGGCAAUCCCAUGGGACCAUAG
Molecule: messenger RNA, 1338 nt
Organism: Choloepus didactylus (southern two-toed sloth)
Lineage: Eukaryota; Metazoa; Chordata; Mammalia; Pilosa; Megalonychidae
Gene: SERPINA4
Product: serpin family A member 4
Biological process (GO): negative regulation of endopeptidase activity
Molecular function (GO): serine-type endopeptidase inhibitor activity
Source: RefSeq, a predicted model, not a curated record